GCCCCGCCCCGCCCCGCCCCGCCCUGCCCUGCCCUUCACAGCGGCCAAGAUGGCGACGGCCACACGCAUCAUCCAGCGGCUCCGCAACUUCGCGGCGGGGCGGGACCUCCAGGCCAAGCUGCAGCUGCGCUACACGGAGAUCUCCAAGAGAUCCCAGCCGCCACCUCGGCUCCCGGUGGGUCCCAGCCACAAGUUUGCAAAUAACUAUUACUGCACGCGGGAUGGGCGCCGAGAGACUUUCCCUCCUAUUGUGGUUGCGUCGACGCAGAAAACCCUCGCUGCAGGGGCUCAGGCCAGCAGUUCGGGCACUGCAGUGACAACAACUGAGAAAAAGCCAGUGACACCAGGGCCACCAAUUAAGAAGUGGGAAAUCUCAAAAGACCAGCCCUAUUUGUGAGAAAUUAAUAAGGCUGGAUGUACAGAUGUUGGUUCAUGAAAAAGCAGUACUCUGAUGGGUAAGGCUGCAGUGGAUUUAGGUGCAAUGAUGCUGGGUGGAACUUAUCCACAUAUAUUAAGUUUUGCUGAUGUAUGACUAAUAAAUGCAUUUAAAGUUGUAAUUAUCUUCCCA
Messenger RNA from Anas platyrhynchos (mallard), 568 nucleotides. RefSeq names its product NADH:ubiquinone oxidoreductase subunit A7 (gene NDUFA7). Lineage: Eukaryota; Metazoa; Chordata; Aves; Anseriformes; Anatidae. Gene Ontology annotation, biological process: ATP synthesis coupled electron transport; mitochondrial electron transport, NADH to ubiquinone. The record is from RefSeq and is a predicted model, not a curated record. Gene Ontology annotation, cellular component: respiratory chain complex I; mitochondrial inner membrane.